Molecule: messenger RNA, 1524 nt
Organism: Propithecus coquereli (Coquerel's sifaka)
Lineage: Eukaryota; Metazoa; Chordata; Mammalia; Primates; Indriidae
Product: zinc finger protein 883
Exons: 2
Coding region: 1-1524 (507 amino acids)
Source: RefSeq, a predicted model, not a curated record
AUGGAGAAGAAACCACUUAACUGCACAGAAUGUGGGAAAGGCUUCAUUUACCAUUCGGACUAUAUUCUACAUCAGCGAAUUCACACUGGAGAGAAACCCUACAAGUGCAAUGACUGCGGGAAGGCCUUCAGCAACAGCUCAUAUUUCAUUCAGCACCACAUCAUUCACACAGGGGAGAAGCCCUAUGCCUGCCACGAAUGUGGCAAGACCUUCACUCAGAGCUCAUCGCUUACUGAGCAUCAGAGGAUUCACACUGGAGAGAAACCCUACAAAUGCAAGGACUGUGGGAAGGCCUUCACCCAGAGCUCAUCCCUCAUUAAACACCAGCGAUGCCACACUGGGGAGAAACCCUAUAAAUGUGACCAGUGUGGGAAGUUCUACUCGCAGGUGUCCCACCUCACCCGCCAUCAGAAAAUCCACACAGGGGAGAAGCCCUACAAAUGUGGCGAGUGUGGCAAGGCCUUCUGUCACACUUCCUCCCUGACCCAACACCAGACCAUCCACACCGGGGAGAAACCAUACAAAUGCAACGAGUGUGGGAAAACCUUCAGCCACAGCUCCUCCCUCACUCAGCAUCAGCGAGUCCACACAGGAGAAAAACCCUACGAGUGCACGGAGUGUGGCAAAGCCUUCAGUCACAGCUCGUCUCUGACUCAGCACCAGAGAAUUCACACUGGUGAGAAACCCUACGAGUGCCAUGAGUGUGGGAAGGCUUACACACAGAUUUCCCACCUCAUGAGGCACCAGAGCAUUCACAUGGGGGAAAAGCCCUAUGUAUGCAGUGAGUGUGGAAAGGCUUUCAGCCACACCUCGUCCUUUGCUCAACACCAGACAAUUCACACCGGUGAGAAGCCCUACAAAUGUACUGAGUGUGGGAAAACCUUUAGCCAGAACUCUUCGCUCACACGCCACCAGAGGAUUCACACGGGAGAGAAACCUUAUGAGUGUAAAGUUUGCGGGAAAGCCUAUACCCAGAUCUCCCACCUCAUUCAACACCAGAGGAUUCACACUGGAGAGAAACCCUAUGAGUGCAGCGAGUGUGGGAAAGCCUUCAGCCGGAGCACCCAUCUCAUCGAGCACCAGAAGAUCCACACUGGUGAGAAACCAUAUAAGUGUAAGGAGUGUGGGAAAACCUUCAGUCACAACUCAUCCCUCACUCAGCAUCAGAGAAUUCACACUGGUGAGAAACCCUAUGCCUGUAAGGAAUGUGGGAAGGCCUUCAAUCAGAGCAUCCACUUGAUUCAGCAUCAAAGGAUUCAUACUGGAGAGAAGCCCUACAAAUGUAAUGACUGUGGGAAAACCUAUACCCAGAUCUCACACCUUCUCCAACAUCAGAAAGUCCACGACAGUAGCCCUGAGGAGCCCGAAUCCCGCGGUGGCGCUGCCCACGUGGGGAUUGCGGUGGGGAGCCAGCUCUGUGUGGGAGGCCGACCGGACGCCCAAGGCCGACUGCCUAAUGACACCCACUACUUACCCUCCCCAUCUUUGGCCCGAAGAGCCACCAUUGCCGUCUCCGGGAUUUAG